UCAAAGAAACAACUAGGCAAGCUUCCCUUGUAAGAAUACUUAUCAACCCCCUUCACCAUGGCCCACCUGGGAGCCCAUUUUGCCUUUAGAUCCCGCUGGCAGAAGACGGAUGAUGACCUCUGUCGAUAUAGCAUGUCCUUUAUCCUUCACAAAGCCAUUCACAAUGACUUCUUUCAGAGCUAUCUCUACUUGCUGGAAAAAAUAUCCCUGGUGAAACUGUAUGCUUUGACAAGCCAAGUUAUCAACGGUGAGAUGCAGUUCUAUGCCAGAGCUAAACAUUUCUAUCAAGAAGUACCAGCCACAGAAGAGGGUAUGAUGGGAAAUUUCAUUGAACUCUCCAACCCAGAUGUGCAGGCCUCUCAGGAAUUUCUUAGGAAAUUUGUUGGGGGCCCCGGGAAAGCUCGGAUGGACUCGGCCUUGGAUUGCGGCUCUGGGAUUGGACGGGUCAGCAAGCAUGUCUUGUUACCAGUUUUCAACAGCGUGGAACUGGUGGACAUGAUGGAAUCUUUCCUUCUUGAAGCCCAGAAGUACUUGCAGGUCAAAGGGGGUAAAGUGGAAAGUUACCACUGCUACAGCCUGCAGGAAUUCACACCCCGCUUUGGAAGAUAUGAUGUCAUCUGGAUUCAGUGGGUCUCUGGGUACCUGACUGAUAAAGACCUUCUUGCAUUUCUUUCCCGGUGCCGAGAUGGCUUGAAAGAAAAUGGCGUCAUCAUACUGAAGGACAAUGUGGCACGGGAGGGCUGUGUCUUCGAUCUCUCAGACAGCAGCGUGACACGGGACAUGGACAUCCUCCAGAGCCUCAUUAAGAAGAGCGGGCUGGUGGUGCUGGGCCAGGAGAAGCAGGAGGGUUUUCCAGAGCACUGUAUCCCGGUGUGGAUGUUUGCUCUGCACAGUGCUGGACACUCUUGACCAGCACUGGGAAUAACC
Chrysochloris asiatica (Cape golden mole) is the source of this 927-nucleotide messenger RNA. It is a transcript of the gene NTMT2, whose product is annotated as methyltransferase like 11B. Gene Ontology annotation, biological process: N-terminal protein amino acid methylation. Gene Ontology annotation, cellular component: cytoplasm. NCBI's taxonomy places the organism in Eukaryota, Metazoa, Chordata, Mammalia, Afrosoricida, Chrysochloridae. The record is from RefSeq and is a predicted model, not a curated record. The transcript is spliced from 4 exons. Gene Ontology annotation, molecular function: N-terminal protein N-methyltransferase activity. Bases 58 to 909 code for a protein of 283 amino acids.